AGCCCAUAUAUCCAAACAAGCCUGAGUGAAGUGUAUGUGAGCUAAAACAAAAACAAUGUCAAUCUUCUUGUCAAACCCAAGUUUGCUGAGAAAUGGGUUCAGAAGCCUCAUGUUUUUAACCCCAUCUGUAUCUAUUUCCUACUCUACUUGCUCAGUGCUCUCUUCUGAUGAUUCUCACCGGAAAAAAUGGAGGCAGCCGGUUGUUUCAGCUCUCGAGCUUGGGGGAGUUAAGAUUGCUAAAGAGGAUGUGGUUAGAGAAGAUCCUACAAACAAUGUUCCUGACUCGAUUUUUACGAAACUUGGAAUGCAACUUCACAGAAGGCCUACGCAUCCUUUAGGGAUAUUGAAAAAUGCAAUUUUUGACUAUUUUGAUACCAAUUAUCCGAACAAGUUUGACAAGUUUGAUGAUCUCUGUCCAAUUGUUUCGGCUAAAGAGAACUUUGAUGAUGUCUUAGUACCCGCAGAUCAUGUUAGCAGGAGUUAUAAUGAUACAUACUAUGUGGACUCUGAAACUGUUUUAAGGUGCCACACAAGUGCACAUCAGGCUGAGUUAUUGAGGAAGGGUCAUACUCAUUUUCUUGUUAUUGGAGAUGUAUACCGCAGAGAUUCCAUCGAUGCAACUCAUUAUCCUGUAUUCCAUCAGAUGGAAGGGGUUAGAGUUUUUAGUCCAGAUGAUUGGGAGGCAUCUGGAAUGGAUGCUACAUCAUAUGCAGCUGGAGAUCUCAAGACAUGUCUCGAGGGUUUGGCAAGCCACUUAUUUGGCGCUGUAGAAAUGCGUUGGGUUGACACCUAUUUUCCUUUCACCAAUCCAUCAUUCGAACUUGAGAUAUAUUUUCAGGACAAGUGGCUGGAGGUUCUUGGAUGUGGGGUGACAGAGCAGGAGAUACUAAAAAGAAGUGGUAAAACCAAUAACGUUGCUUGGGCUUUUGGACUUGGAUUGGAACGUUUGGCCAUGGUUCUGUUUGACAUACCUGACAUUCGACUAUUCUGGUCAGAUGAUGAGCGAUUUACUUCUCAAUUCUUGAAAGGUGAACUUGGGACAAAGUUCAAGCCAUAUUCAAAGUAUCCUCCAUGUUUCAAAGAUAUGAGUUUCUGGUUAAGUGAUUCAUUUACCGAAAAUAAUCUUUGUGAAAUAGUUAGAGGUGUGGCUGGGGAUCUUGUCGAGGAGGUUCGAUUGAUCGAUAACUUCACCAACAAGAAGGGAAUGACUAGUCACUGCUAUAGGAUAGCAUAUCGCUCCAUGGAGCGUUCUCUAACAGAUGAUGAAAUUAAUGAACUACAGUGGAAUGUACGAGAUCAAGUGCAGAGCAAGCUGAAUGUUGUUUUAAGAUAAAAGUACUGGGUGAAUUCAAGACUCAUUUAAGUCGCAUCAAUUAAGUGUAUUUUCUUCCCCAUUUCUGCUUCUUACAGGUAUUAAUUUUUAUGUAACCUUUUUAAAUAUUUUAUACAAGGAGAAAGCUAAAUUCCUUUCCGAAUUUUUUUGGUGUUUAGCUCUUCCCUUGUGUGUUUUUUGUUGGCCUGUAUAUUAACAAUAAAUAAUUAUCACUCCGGUGGUUUAAAUUUCCAUGAACUAUUGAGCUUCAAUGCAGCAUGUAAUCCAAUUUGACUGUCAA
Messenger RNA from Daucus carota subsp. sativus, 1613 nucleotides. RefSeq names its product phenylalanine--tRNA ligase, chloroplastic/mitochondrial. Gene Ontology annotation, molecular function: ATP binding; phenylalanine-tRNA ligase activity; tRNA binding. Gene Ontology annotation, biological process: phenylalanyl-tRNA aminoacylation. The record is from RefSeq and is a predicted model, not a curated record. The coding region runs from base 56 to 1333 and encodes 425 amino acids. The transcript has 10 exons. Gene Ontology annotation, cellular component: mitochondrion; cytoplasm. NCBI's taxonomy places the organism in Eukaryota, Viridiplantae, Streptophyta, Magnoliopsida, Apiales, Apiaceae.